This is a messenger RNA of Rhinocladiella mackenziei CBS 650.93, 930 nucleotides long. RefSeq lists its product as uncharacterized. The record is from RefSeq and is a predicted model, not a curated record. The coding region runs from base 1 to 930 and encodes 309 amino acids. Lineage: Eukaryota; Fungi; Ascomycota; Eurotiomycetes; Chaetothyriales; Herpotrichiellaceae. The transcript is spliced from 3 exons.
AUGUUGUUUGGCCAGACAGCUCUUUUCCUCUCCUCCCUCGUCCUCCUCGCCUCGGCGCAGGAGCCCGAAGAUGCGAUCAUCAAGGGCUUGACCCCUGGCCGAACGAGACUUCCCACAUCAACCAACAAGCUUAUGUCACGGUCUCUUGAUAAGCGUUGCACCGGAAGUUGUGAAGAGUGCUUCGGUGAUGGCUACACUCUUUGCCCAGAUAGCAGCAUCUACUGCUAUCUCCCGGGCGAUUCCUACUAUGGGCUCGACUCUUGCCCAGGAAGCAGCACCACCGAUUAUACCUCCAGUGCGGCCGCGUCGACACCGACAUCGACCUCGAGCAGCGGCGUAGACGACAUUUGCUACGAGACAGGGGCGACUUGCACCUCUUGCUUUGGACCAACCUAUCUUGAAUGCCCAGAUGGUUAUCACUGCUACGACCCCAACGAUCCGUUGUACGAUACCUGCCCGGAUGAUGAUGAUACCGACACCAGCUCCUCGGGGGACAGCAGUGACUCAUCUUCAACCACUUGCGCCGAUAUUUACGGUGCUGGAAGUGUGCCUUGCGGAGAUGAUUCGUGUUACAACCCUGAUGAAGGCGAUGUUUGCUGCGCUGAUGGAUAUCAUUGCGAAGGCGGAUAUACUUGCUCGACCAUAGUCGGUAAAUGCUGUGCUCCUGGCUCCACCUCUUCCUCAUGCUCUUCCUCCGACACCGACAGUGGCCUCAGCUCGUCAUACACUCUGACUUCUGACAUCUCGUCCGCGACAUCUUCAUCGGGAUUGGUCUACUCGACCGACGCACUGGUCACCACCUCUGCCACCGAGACAUCCUCCACCUCCUCGUCGACAUCGGUCAGUCAGUUCGAUUCAGGUGGUGCUGGAUCUGUCGCGGUCGGGAAAGGCCUAUUGCUGGCGGCUGGUCUUGGUGCCUUGGUUCUGUAG